Messenger RNA from Chrysoperla carnea, 2880 nucleotides. RefSeq lists its product as uncharacterized. Gene Ontology annotation, cellular component: nucleus. NCBI's taxonomy places the organism in Eukaryota, Metazoa, Arthropoda, Insecta, Neuroptera, Chrysopidae. The record is from RefSeq and is a predicted model, not a curated record. Bases 223 to 2838 code for a protein of 871 amino acids. Gene Ontology annotation, molecular function: DNA-binding transcription factor activity, RNA polymerase II-specific; sequence-specific DNA binding. Gene Ontology annotation, biological process: regulation of transcription by RNA polymerase II. The transcript has 2 exons.
CACUCAGUGCAGGCAUGUUUUGUGUUCUCAUACAUUAGAGACGAUAUUUGUUAUCUUUUGUUAAAAUUCUAUUAAAUAUAGUGUAUAAAACUGAGAUAGAUAUAUACAAUCAUAAAAAAAACUAUAUAUUAGUGAUUCGAAAAAGAAGAAAAACAAAAAACUGUUGAAUUUGUAAAUACGGAGAAAACACUUGGAAAACCUGACAUUGUUUUACUGAUUGAAAUGUCAGAGAGUAGUUCUAUGGACCAAUCCAAAACAAAACCAAAUGAUGAACAAAUAAUAGAAGAAGUAGAAGAAGCGACCAUCACACAACUGGAAGAUAAAUCAUCAACAGAAGUAAUAGAAACAAAUUUAUCACCAACAUGUAUUCGUAAGGACGAAAUUCUAAACGAUAAUAAAACAACAACUGAAACAAUUACCAUGGGUCUAAAUAAUAGUAGUACAAGACAAGAACAAUCAAAUAAUACAACAAUUACUGAUAGCACAAAUACAUUUAAUGAAAAAACAAUAUUAAAUAAUAAUAACAAUAGUGAUAACAAAAUUGAACAAAGCGAUAAUGUUUCAGCUGGUAAUGACGAAGAAGAUUCGACAACGGAAAGUUUACCAAGCGACUGUGGUUUAACAACGAUAACAUCUGUGCAAGACGAAGAAGCGCAUGAUCGUUCUGAUGGUAGUGAUUCUGGAUUAGGUUCUGAAUUAGCGGAAGAACGUUUAACAAGUGGUAGUUUAGCCUUACCCGCAGAAAGUGAUAGUGAAACAUCAUUUUUAGAUCGAAUACCCGAUGAAAUCUUACAUGAGGAUGGCCAAACCGGUGACAAAACAUUUAGAACAGAUAAAGUGAUACGUGCCGCGUUAAAUGAUUGCCAAACAAUUGAAAAAGAUAUUGGAGUAAUAUUAGAUGAAGCUAAUAACGAAGAUGAAGCUAAUAAUCAAAAAAUCACAACAACUCCAGUUAGAAAGUCGAAAAGCAAUUUAAAACGAAAGUUGUCACAAGAUGAAAAUGAUGAUGGGAUAGGAGAACCGAAAGCAAAGAAAAAACGUGGAAUUACAUUUGACAGUGUCACAGUAUAUUAUUUUCCACGAGCACAAGGUUUUACUUGUGUACCAUCACAAGGUGGAUCUACAUUGGGAAUGGGAGCACAACAUAGUCAUGUUCAGAAGUUCUCGUUAAGCGAGCAUGCUUUGGAACAACGACGAUUACAUAGGCAACUUUUACAACAAUUACGUAGCGAACGGCAGCAUGCAGCUGCUGCAAAUAGCCCAACGGUGCCACCAAUUGCUUCACCCACAAAUACAACGCCGAUAACAACGGCGGGUCCAACAUCAUCUAGCGAUGAUAGUGAUAGUGACGAAGAACCAAGUAGUGAUGCUUCUGAAUCUGAAAUGGAUUUAGAUAGUUAUUAUUUUUUACAACCAGUACCUACACGUCAACGACGUGCCUUGUUACGUGCGGCUGGCGUACGUAAAAUUGAUGCUUACGAAAAAGACGAAUGCCGUGAUAUUCGAUCUUCACGUGAAUUUUGUGGGUGUGGCUGUAAAGGUUAUUGUGAUCCCGAUACAUGUUCGUGUUCACAAGCUGGUAUAAAAUGUCAAGUUGAUCGAUUAAAUUUCCCAUGCGGAUGCACACGCGAUAAUUGUGCAAAUUCUAGUGGUCGUAUUGAAUUUAAUCCUGUACGAGUUCGUACACAUUUUAUUCAUACCCUAAUGCGAUUAGAAUUAGAGAAAAAACAAAAAAUGGAGGAGGAGGAAAGUGUAAAACAUGAACCAAAUCGUCAUAUACGAUGGACAACAAAUACGCCUUCAAAUACCACAAAUGGUGAUGAUCGUUUAGCAAUGCCACAACAUCUUCAUCAAAAUCAAAAUGGCACUAGUUCAAUUUUAAACGGGGGUAGUAAAUAUAAUGGGAAUUUAUUACGUGAUGUGAAUCUUGCAUCACAUGUUGAAGUUGAAUCAUGUGUACAUAAUGGUAGUUUUACAAAUUUACAUUACGGUGCUCCUGGAGAAGGGCCUGGAACACAACAAUCUCAAAUAAAUACGAUGGCUACAACACAAUUUGGUGGUGAAUUACCAGCGAGAGAAGAUUCUCUAGAUUUAUAUACAUUUCGAGAAGAUUGUUAUACAACCGAAGAUAACAAUGGUAUUAGCACAGAGCAAAUUGCACAAAGAAAUUAUAGCACAAAUAUGACAUCAUCACCACAGCGAAAACAAUCGUAUCAUCAUCAUCAUACAUUUCAUUUUUCAUCGGGUACUGAUCCAUUAUCACAAAGAUUUCCUGAAUUAGGUUUUUCUGUUGGAAGUGCUACACCUAUUACUUAUUCCGCACAUCAAAAUCAACAAAAUAAUCAAUAUCCUUAUCAAUUUAAUAACGAUUUUAAUCAUCAGCAUCAUCACCAAGUAUUUGGUGGACAGUAUAUUUAUGGCACUACGGAUUUUGGUAAGAAUUUAGAUAGUUCGUUAACAAAUACCCACAACGGAACGGCCAAUGGUGAUUAUCAUCGCAAUUUUGAAACAUUUAAUUUUGAAAAUUCAACCAAUAAAGAUAGUCAAUAUACAAGUUUAGAUCCUGUAACAACACCAAAGUUGGAAUCCUUUACCGAUUUAUUACAGGGUAGAUACAAUUACCCUGCAUUUGAUGAUUUGAAUAGUGGGAAUGUUAUGGAAGGACCAUCAUAUAAUAAUGAAACACCACAACCUGAACAACAAAAGAUUGAAAAUAAUUCGACAAAUAAUGUUGUCAAUUCAGAGCCAUCAGAAUCGACAUCAUCAAACCAUGAUGAAUACGAUGAAAAUUUUGGUGAAAUUAUUAAAAAGACAAUGGUGGAGACUGUAACUGCAUAACUAUUGUAAAUUUUUAAUAAAAACAAAAACAACUAUUAAUUA